Penicillium daleae is the source of this 537-nucleotide messenger RNA. RefSeq lists its product as uncharacterized. Bases 1 to 537 code for a protein of 178 amino acids. The record is from RefSeq and is a predicted model, not a curated record. The transcript is spliced from 3 exons. NCBI's taxonomy places the organism in Eukaryota, Fungi, Ascomycota, Eurotiomycetes, Eurotiales, Aspergillaceae.
AUGGAUGUCUUCCGAGCGUAUACCUACUCGACAGCGGGAUGGCUUUCGCUGCAGAGUCUGACACUGAUCGCAGGCCCCAGCAUGAUUGUGGCCUUACUGCUAGAUGAGACUCGGCCAGCAUCUGCUAUCGAGAUCUACCUUGCCCGAUGCCUGGGCUUUAGUCUCUUCACCAUUGCCAUCUUGACCAUGAUGCUAACCGGCUCCAUUCCUCUGACAUCCUCAAUUUCCGAACCCAUCACUACCGAGGAGUCGGAUCCGAAAGCGCCCUACGCCCUUCCCACCCUCAUGGUGACUUCUUUCUUCCAUGCCAUAUCUGCUUUCUAUGCGUACACCAGAUAUGUCAUCACGGGACAGGGGUUCUUUGCGGUCGCAGUGGCUGGAGGCUCUGUUCUAGCAUUCAUCGGCCUUUGGUGUGUGCUCUUUGCAAGCAGUGAUGGCAAGAUCAGUCGCAAGACGGGCGCCGAUAAGAGGACUACCGGGUUUCCUUUUGCUAACUCGGAGGCUGCUAAAAAGCAUGCCGGCAAGAAAAAGCUUUGA